AUGUCCGACGGAGCACUCAGUCUGCCCCCUGAACCUGACCUCUCAAACUGCACUCCUUACCCAGCCCUUGAGGCCUUCAAUGUCCAAUAUAAGCCCAUCCACGCCUACCUCUCUCUAAGCAUCUGUCUCUUCGGUAUCUUUACAAACACCCUCAAUGCUGUUGUUCUAACGCACACUCACAUGCGCAGCCCGACGAACGUCCUCCUAAUGUCAAUCGCCAUAGCGGAUUCGGUGACGAUGAUCGCCUACGUCGCGAAAGACGUCUACCUACAUUUCCUCACGAGUCCCGACCCCGCGGCCGAAGUACACGGACGCGCAGGCAUCUACUUCCUUCUCUCCGCAAACUUCACUACAAUUGGGGGACACAUAUUUGCGACAAUCAUGACCGUAAUGCUAGCCGCAUUCCGAUGUUGGGUCCUCUACCGCCCACAGAGACAAGUGUCCUACAUGCACAUUAGGCGCACCGCAGGAGUGGCAGCAAUUCUCAGUGCUGCCAUGUCCGUAAUGGGCGUCUCAGCUUUCAUUGUGGGCAAGCUGGGACCACCCAUAAUUCCAUCCAACGCCACACAGGAGUACUACUGGUUUGCGGUGCGCGAUGGACUCCACGAACUGGACAGAGCCAGCUUUGCAAUAUACGGGUGCUUCAGCAAACUAGCUUCCAGUAUUCUUAUUACCUUUUUCACUGGCCUCAUCCUUGCUGUUAUGGAUAAAGCGAAACGGAGAUAUUUGAGGUUAAAACAAGGGUCCUCCCUCCAAAAGAAAGCUCCACCACAAGAAAUGGCAGACUUGGACGGAACUGGGGGCAAGGAAUUGGAACAACAUUUGCUUUCCCAAAAGAAACGCGAAUGGAGAGGAAACAACAGGACGACUGUUAUGCUAAUCGCGGUUGUGGUGAGUUUCAUAAUCACAGAAGCCCCACAAGGAGUGAUAAACACCGUGGUUGCCAUACAGGGUGACUGUUUCCUUUACCUAUUUUACGUGCCAAUCGGAGAUCUUUUGGACCUUCUUGUGCUGCUUAACUCGUCCACAAACUUUAUCCUCUACUGUGCCAUGUCAGCGCAGUUCCGAAAAAGCUUCAAGGAACUUGUCAUGGACGAGAUGAUCUACAGAUUGUGCCACAACAGAAGCAAAAGAUCCAUUUGA
Mesocestoides corti is the source of this 1143-nucleotide messenger RNA. NCBI's taxonomy places the organism in Eukaryota, Metazoa, Platyhelminthes, Cestoda, Cyclophyllidea, Mesocestoididae. The record is from the annotation of a GenBank genome assembly.